Molecule: messenger RNA, 1146 nt
Organism: Dovyalis caffra
Lineage: Eukaryota; Viridiplantae; Streptophyta; Magnoliopsida; Malpighiales; Salicaceae
Source: the annotation of a GenBank genome assembly
AUGGAAGCAGCUUCUUCUAAGCGCAUUAGAGUCAAAUUCUCACAUCAAGCACUCUUCUUUCUUUCAAUUUGUAUGCAACAAUUGGAUCCAAUGGGAGACCUUCCAAUCGAACUGUCGUUUUCAGGUCAUCUUAGUUUGUCUAUAGGAUUUGAAGAAAAUAGCGAUAGAAUUCAAAUCAACACAGAUUGCCGUACACGCAAGAUUGAAGAACUCAAGCACUGUCCAUUUGCUGAGAUAUGUUGGUAUUUUACUGACUCUUGGGAGCAAUUCCGGAUCAAUGGAAGAGUUGAUGUUAUAGAUGGGUCCAAUCCCGAUCCAGAAAAGCUUCAGCAAAGAGAGAAAUCAUGGUUUGCUAGUUCAUUAAAAUCAAGGCUGCAGUACUUGGGACCUAAUCCGCGUCUUCCUUUUCUAAGUGAGCAAUCUCCCAACGAGUUCUUUCUCGACCCCUCUUCAGGCCCAGUUGCCACAUUUUGUCUACUGGUUUUAGAUCCAGAUCAGGUUGAUUACUUGAAUUUGAAGAGUAACCAGAGAAUAUUGUCCACCUUGUCAUGGAGUGCCAAUGGAGAAAUGUGUUGGAAUUCAGAGAUCAUCAAUCCCCUCCCAUGUAAAGCAUCUUGCCUGAACGUGUAUCCCAUCCCUUCGGUUGAAAGAUACCAGGAGAAUGAGGGACAGUCUAUCAGAACAAUCUUAAAGAGGAAACUUAAUUCUUCCUCUACUGAGAUUGUGAAAUACACAUUUGAGCAUGAGGCCUUGCAAUGGGAGGGAGAUAUGAUAAUAAUUAUUGUACUUCCAAGUUUAUUGUACUACACUGGAGUACUGAUUGUUCCAUCUGGAGUAGGCAGGCAGUCAUCUUGCUUUAUGAAUAUAUGUUUCAGUGUUGAUUCUCAGCCAUGUGCACCUGCUGUUCUUGACCGAGUUAUCAUCGUUAAUGUAUCUUCUUGUAUGCUCCAUGCCAUCUUAUCUCAUCUGCAAGCAUGGAGGGUUCAUUUCCGACCUCAAACCACCCAUGUAUUUCCUUGCCCCAAAUUGAAUAUGUUGUCUCCUCUCCUUUACCACCUCCUUGCACUCUUAAUGAACUCACUGAAUGAUGCGGAUGUAGCUUGGCUAUUGUGCGACGUUAUGUCAGUCUGCAUGGCGGCAGUUUGA